CUGGCUGGUCGCCGGUUUGCGCAUUUAUUGUAUUACCUCGCUGCGGCAACCAAACAACUCAAAUGCAUGCGGGUGUGAGCGUUCGCGCUGUGGACACUUAUUACGUAUCAAGGUAAAGGAUAUGCUGUGAAUCUUGAGGAGAUAUGUCGGUAGCACUAUGCUGUCGUCUGCCGUGGAACUUGAGACGGGGGUGGGUGCAACAACCUUUCAGGGUGACUGUGUUACAACCACUGCUUGUCCACUGUAGAAGACCUUAUCUUAAAUCUAGUAGCACUAAGAUGGAAGGUCAGAUGCCUUCCCUCGAGUAUCAUGGCCUACCACCCCCUAAAGGUCUGUAUCAUCCACAAUUUGAGAAAGAAGCCUGUGGUGUCGGAUUCAUCGUUAACAUUAAUGGCAAAGCUUCGCACAAACUAAUAGUCGAUGCGGCAACUAUUUCUAAACGCAUGGAGCAUCGCGGUGCCUGUGCCUGUGACAAUAGUACGGGGGAUGGGGCAGGAGUUAUGGCUGCCAUACCCCAUUCCUUCUAUUCACAGGUGCUAAAGGAAGAACUUGGUAUUACACUUCCUCCCAAAGGCCAAUACGCGACUGGCAUUAUGUUCCUAGACAGAAAAACCAACAGGACAGCUGAAACACGUUUUGAACAGCUAGCCAAAGAGCUUCACUUGGAGGUUCUUUGUUGGAGAGAUGUCCCAGUAGAAAGUUCAAUCCUGGGAUUUGUCGCCAAAUCUACUGAACCCCUUAUGAGGCAGGUUUUCGUCGUAGGACCUUCUAUGGACCCAGAUACAUUCCGCAGAGAACUCUUUGACUUUCUCGGAGUGCUAAUCAUGGAGUACGAAGUGAGACCUGAUGACAAGCCACUCACUGAUAAGGAGAGUAUGGAACUAUGA
Messenger RNA from Stegodyphus dumicola, 887 nucleotides. RefSeq lists its product as uncharacterized. The record is from RefSeq and is a predicted model, not a curated record. NCBI's taxonomy places the organism in Eukaryota, Metazoa, Arthropoda, Arachnida, Araneae, Eresidae. Gene Ontology annotation, molecular function: oxidoreductase activity, acting on the CH-NH2 group of donors, NAD or NADP as acceptor; glutamate synthase (NADH) activity; flavin adenine dinucleotide binding.